CCCCCCUUAUCUCUCUCUCCCCUGGCCUUUCUCUUCGGUGGGAAGCGGCCGCAGCAGCGUGCGGCGGUGGCGGUAGGGAGCGGCAGCGGCGGCAGCGGCAGUACAUGGGUGAGCUGAAGCGCGCCCUCGACGCGCGCUGCCACGUGUUGCUCGAGAUGCCGACGGGCACCGGCAAGACGGCGGCGAGCUCUUCCCCAUGUGCGCGGACGGCCGGGAGCUCCUCACUCAAGCGCGGACGCCGGCGAGCUCCUCUCCCAUCGCGCGGACGGCCGGGAGCUCCUCCCCGCGCGCGGACGCCGGCGAGCUCCUCCCCCGUCGCGCGGACGCCGACGAGCUCCUCCCCCGGUGUGCGGAAGGCCUGGAGCUCUUCCCCCGCGCGUGGACGGCCGGGAGCUCCUCCCCCAGCACGCUCCUUCCCCGGCGAGCUCCUCCCCCGGUGCACGGAAGGCCGGAAGCUCCUCCCCCGCGCGCGGACGCCGGCGAGCUCCUCCCCCGUCGCGCGGACGCCGGCGAGCUCCUCCCCCGUCGCGCGGGCGCCGGCUCCUCCCGCGGCGCGCGGACGGCCGGGAGCUCCUACCCCACGCACGGACGCCGGCGAGCUCCUCCCCCGUCGCACGGACAGCAAGCUCUUCCCCCAGCAUGCGGACGGCCGGGAGCUCACAUGUGGAAAAGAUGACAUGUGGAGCCAACUAAUUUUUGUUUUGUGAAUGACAUGUCGGUCCCACAAUUUUUUGUUUUUUGUUUUUACUCUUGUGCCAGAUAAGCGACACGUCGACGACACGCUGGACGAAAACCGGGUCAACACUGCCACGUGGUCGCCACGUCAGCCAAAACCGCCUCCAAAACCACCCAGGGGCAUAGUUUGCACCGGUUUUGAUAGUUGGAGUCGAUAUGCCCGGUUUUGUUGUUGGAGGUUAUGAAUCAUACUCGGGUCAUAGUUGAGGGAGUCAAAGUAUACUUUUUCCGCGAUCAAACUCCACUAUAGUUGAGGGAGGUAAAAUGGACUUUUUUUCGUUCA
This is a messenger RNA of Oryza sativa Japonica Group (Japanese rice), 1018 nucleotides long. NCBI's taxonomy places the organism in Eukaryota, Viridiplantae, Streptophyta, Magnoliopsida, Poales, Poaceae. The record is from RefSeq and is a predicted model, not a curated record.